This is a messenger RNA of Fusarium fujikuroi IMI 58289, 1575 nucleotides long. Its product is annotated as related to fumarate reductase flavoprotein subunit precursor. The record is from RefSeq and is a predicted model, not a curated record. NCBI's taxonomy places the organism in Eukaryota, Fungi, Ascomycota, Sordariomycetes, Hypocreales, Nectriaceae. The transcript has a single exon. The coding region runs from base 1 to 1575 and encodes 524 amino acids.
AUGAGUCUUCCAAAGCAAGUCGAUGUCCUUGUUGUAGGCAGUGGCAAUGCCGGGUUUGCAGCAGCCCUCUCAGCAGCUCAGAACGGCGCAGGAAGUGUCCUCCUUAUCGACAAGUGCCCCGAAAACUGGGUCGGUGGAAACUCCUAUUUCACUGCUGGCGCCUAUCGAAUUGCCCAUGGCGGACUGAAAGAUGUCCUGCCAAUUGUCAACAACGUCUCCCGGGAACAAGCGGAGAAAAUUGAUCUCGCUCCUUACACCGAGAAAGACUUUCAAAAUGAUAUGGACAGAGUCUGCAUGGGUCGCUCAGACCCUGAACUCUCAAAGAGCCUCAUCCAAAACUCCAAUGCUACCAUCAAGUGGCUUGCUGCGAAUGGAAUACGAUUCCAACUGUCCUUCAACAGGCAAGCAUAUGAGGUUGAUGGGAGGAUCAAGUUCUGGGGAGGCAUGUGCAUCAAGACCGAGGAUGGAGGCAAGGGUCUCAUUCAGGACUAUCUUGCUGCCAUCAAGAGGCACAAUGUUCAAGUUUCGUGGUCAACUGGCCUUACGGGACUGAAGAAGCACUCCUCUGAUGACGGCUAUGACGUCCAAGUGUCACUCAAUGGCGUCAAACGUACAUUGAACGCUGGUGCUGUCAUCUUAGCUGCUGGCGGUUUCGAGUCGAAUCCUCAGAUGCGAAGUCAGUUUCUCGGACCUGGCUGGGACUUGGCGAUGGUUCGAGGUACACCUUACAAUACUGGUGAUGUUUUGGGACUGGCUAUCCAACAACUUGGCGCACAAGCUGUGGGCAACUGGUCUGGCUGCCACUCUGUUGCUUGGGAUGCCAAUGCUAACCCCAACACGGGUGAUCGAGAAGCUUCCAACGAGUACACCAAGUCAGGAUACCCUCUCGGCCUCAUGCUCAACGUUGAUGGCGAGAGAUUUGUUGACGAAGGUGUUGAUCUUCGAAACUACACCUAUGCCAAGUUUGGUCGUGCCAUUCUCCAACAGCCCGAGCACCUCGCCUUCCAGGUCUGGGACUCCAGAACUAGCGGCUGGCUACGGGGAGAAGAGUACCGCGAGGAACGCGUUGAGCGCAUUACUGCCAAUACUCUGGAGGAACUGGCCGACAAGUGCGCAGAACGCGGUCUUCGAAACAAGGCUGCCUUUAUUGACACUGUUCGUGAGUACAACGACGCGGUCUAUGCUCACCGUCGCGAGAACCCCAACGUCAAGUGGGAUCCCGCCAUCAGAGAUGGACUAUCAACGCAGUCUUCCGCGAAGAAGCUUGCGUUAGCUAAGUCCAACUGGGCUCUACCUUUGGACAAGGGACCUUAUGUAGCUGUCAAGGUCACAUGCGGCGUCACCUUCACCUUUGGUGGUGUCAAGGCAGAUCCUCAAACUGCUCAGUUGAUCCAUGGAUCAACUGGUAGUCCAGUGCCAAACGUCUAUGUUGCGGGAGAGAUGGUGGGAGGCCUGUUUUACUCGAAUUACCCUGGUGGAAGUGGCCUGACUUCAGGUGCUGUUUUUGGAGCCAAGGCUGGAAAAGAGGCUGCAAAAUCUGUCGCGGGCGGCCGAUCAAUCUCAAGUCGGUUAUAG